UGACAAAUAUAAGUAGCUAACUUCACACCCUUUAAAAUUCUUUUUGUGGUCGCAUCAGUGAUUUGCAGGCCACGAAAAUGGGGCGCCGUCCCGCAAGAUGUUAUCGUUAUUGUAAGAACAAACCCUACCCAAAAUCAAGAUUUUGUCGUGGUGUCCCAGACCCAAAAAUCCGUAUUUUUGACUUGGGUAAAAAGAAAGCAGCCGUAGAUGACUUCCCACUUUGUGUUCAUCUAGUUUCUGACGAAUAUGAACAACUAAGUUCAGAAGCCCUCGAAGCUGGUCGUAUCUGCUGUAACAAAUACCUGGUGAAAAAUUGCGGUAAAGAUCAGUUCCACAUCCGUAUGAGACUCCAUCCUUUCCAUGUUAUCAGAAUUAACAAGAUGUUGUCGUGUGCUGGAGCCGAUAGGCUUCAGACAGGAAUGAGGGGUGCUUUCGGUAAACCUCAAGGUACCGUAGCCAGAGUCCGCAUCGGUCAGCCGAUCAUGAGCGUCCGAUCCACGGACCGUUUCAAGGCGCAAGUGAUCGAAGCCCUGAGGCGUGCCAAGUUCAAGUUCCCCGGUCGUCAAAAGAUCUACGUGUCCAAGAAGUUCGGUUUCACCAAAUACGAACGUGAUGUUUAUGAGGAUUUGAAGACACAGGGUCGGUUGGCAUAUGACGGUUGCAAUGUACAAUACAGGCCAGAACAUGGACCUUUGAACGUCUGGAAAAAGGCUCAGGAAGACAUUUUUUCAGCUUAAGUUUACAAAAAUAAAGAGUUUUCUUU
Molecule: messenger RNA, 763 nt
Organism: Sitophilus oryzae (rice weevil)
Lineage: Eukaryota; Metazoa; Arthropoda; Insecta; Coleoptera; Curculionidae
Product: 60S ribosomal protein L10
Exons: 5
Coding region: 78-737 (219 amino acids)
Biological process (GO): ribosomal large subunit assembly; translation
Cellular component (GO): cytosolic large ribosomal subunit; ribosome
Molecular function (GO): structural constituent of ribosome
Source: RefSeq, a predicted model, not a curated record